Molecule: messenger RNA, 763 nt
Organism: Cynara cardunculus var. scolymus (artichoke)
Lineage: Eukaryota; Viridiplantae; Streptophyta; Magnoliopsida; Asterales; Asteraceae
Product: transcription factor IBH1-like
Exons: 1
Coding region: 210-746 (178 amino acids)
Biological process (GO): regulation of DNA-templated transcription
Source: RefSeq, a predicted model, not a curated record
CUCUUCAUUCUCUUCACACCUCCAUCUCUCUCUCUCUCUCUCUUCUGUGGAGAUUUUGUGUCAGAGAGAAAGUACAAUUACAUAUAGUUUUCUUUGGGUUUUGUACUUCUUCCCCCCUUUGUGUCAGAAGAAAAUCUUGAGUCUUUUUUCCUUUCCAAAGAACCCUAAUUUCGAUUUCUGUAAGUUUUCAUCUUUCUGAUACCAACACCAUGUCUGCAUCUGAACAACAAACCACCAUAAACCCUACAUCUCUCAAGAUCCAACUCGCCUAUCGAUUUCAUCAUGCUCUAAAGAACCUCAACAAUGGCAGAAACACACCCCUCAUCAACAACACAAAAGCAUCGGCUUUCGAGAACACCCAGAUCCGUCGAAGGUCUCACCGUGUCAAGAUCGCAGCCUACACAUCAAUGGCUUCUGUGGCUGGAUCAAGAAGAGCUUGGAGCCGUGCGAUUUUAUGGAAGAUCAGAAGUCGAGCAAGAAAUAAGAAGAUGGUUAUUGAUCAUAAAACCAGUCGUCGUCAUCCUCAUCGUGUAGGGUUUAUAAGGAGAAGAAAUACAAACCCUAAAAGAGAAUAUGUUGACCCGAUUGGGGAUUCGGGUUUAGAAGUGAAGCUAAGGAAGCUUGUACCUGGUGCUGAGACGAUGGAUUCAUACGGUUUGUUGGAUGAAACUGCUGAUUACAUAAAGUGUCUGGCCACACAGGUAGAGGUCAUGAGAACUCUAUUAGAUCUCUACUCCACCUUCUGAAUAUAUAUAUAUAUAUA